CUUCUUCUAGAAAUGACUGCUGUUACUGCAGGCAACGUUAACUUCAAAUGGGACCCCAAAAGCUUGGAGAUAAGAACACUGGCAGUUGAAAGACUACUGGAGCCUCUUGUUACACAGGUAACAACACUGGUUAACACUAGCAACAAAGGCCCCUCAAAUAAAAAGCGAGGGCGUUCUAAAAAGGCCCAUGUUUUGGCUGCUUCAGUUGAACAAGCAACGGAGAAUUUCCUGGAGAAAGGAGACAAAAUUGCGAAAGAGAGCCAGUUCCUUAAAGAAGAGCUGGUAGCAGCUGUGGAAGAUGUUCGUAAGCAAGGUGACUUGAUGAAGAGCGCUUCAGGGGAGUUUGCAGAUGACCCCUGCUCCUCUGUGAAACGAGGAAACAUGGUCCGAGCAGCACGUGCCCUCCUCUCUGCUGUUACUCGACUGCUGAUUUUGGCUGACAUGGCAGAUGUCUACAAGCUGCUUGUUCAACUUAAAGUAGUGGAAGAAGGUAUCUUGAAAUUAAGAAAUGCUGGCACAGAGCAAGACUUGGGUAUCCAGUACAAAGCCCUCAAACCAGAAGUGGACAAACUUAACAUAAUGGCAGCCAAAAGACAACAGGAAUUGAAAGAUGUGGGUCACCGUGAUCAAAUGGCAGCAGCCAGAGGAAUUCUGCAGAAGAACAUUCCCAUUCUUUAUACGGCAUCCCAGGCUUGUCUGCAGCACCCUGAUGUAGCUGCUUACAAAGCUAACAGGGACUUGAUCUACAAACAGCUUCAGCAGGCAGUCACGGGCAUCUCAAACGCAGCUCAAGCAACUGCCUCAGAUGAUGCUGCCCAGCAGCAGGGUGGAGGUGGAGAGCUGGCUUAUGCUCUGAACAACUUUGAUAAACAAAUUAUUGUGGAUCCAUCGACCUUCAGUGAAGAACGUUUUAGGCCUUCCCUGGAAGAGCGCCUGGAGAGCAUCAUUAGCGGAGCAGCCCUGAUGGCUGAUUCAUCCUGCACACGUGAUGACCGACGGGAACGUAUAGUUGCUGAGUGUAAUGCAGUGCGACAGGCCUUGCAGGAUCUACUUUCAGAAUACAUGGGGAAU
This is a messenger RNA of Pelecanus crispus (Dalmatian pelican), 1071 nucleotides long. The record is from RefSeq and is a predicted model, not a curated record. NCBI's taxonomy places the organism in Eukaryota, Metazoa, Chordata, Aves, Pelecaniformes, Pelecanidae.